AACAUUUAAGUGUUCAAUGAAGACAGAAGUGUCAAGAAGUCGAUCACGUAGCCCUGUCCGCGGGAGAAGAAGUGACUCUGUUCCACGUCGCCGCGAUCGUGGAGGAGAACGCGGAAAUAGAAUAGAUCACAAAAGUGACAAGAUGGUUUAUUUGUCUAAUCUUCCUUGGGAAUUGAAAUGGAUGGAACUGAAGGAUAUUAUUCGAGAGAAAGCCGGCGAGGUAAAUUUUGUUGAAAUGCUUGAAGACAGAGAUGGACGUUCUAAAGGAUGUGCUGUAGUUGAAUUUAAACAUAGGGAAGGGGCAAAUAAAUGUAUUGACAACAUGCACCGAACAGAACUUCAUGAUCGUUUGAUUAUUGCAAAGGAGAUUAGAGAUCCAAUUGCUUUCUUCCGCAAAGUAAAAGAAGACACUGGAAUUGAUUUUCUUGGUGGCGGUGAUCGUCCUGAACGUACUCGAGGAGCAGCUUCUGCUUUGAAUCGUGAUGGCGUCAGCACUAGUUUAAGUAUUAACGAAAGCGAAACUUUUGGUUUAAGCCCUUCGUUUUUGCGUCAAUUGGGAAUUGGAACACCUCUUUGCAAUCGAGUUUUUGUCACAAAUAUUCCCUAUAAUUGUACUGUCGGCCGUCUUUUUGAUAUUUGUGCAUUAGCUGGAAAAGUAACAUGGAUGGAUCUACAGAUGGACAAAGAGGGAAAAACAAAAGGAAUGGCUGUUUGUGUGUAUUCGCAUCCUAUAGAAGCUGUUCAGGCUGUCUCGAUGUUGAAUGGGCAACGACUUUUGGAUAGAACUUUGGCUGUUCGGAUGGAUCGUUAUCCGAAGGAUAUUGAAAGACGCGACCCUGGAGGACUUCCGUUUGGUCUUCGUGGUGUUGGAAUGGGACUUGGUGCGAAUGGAGCUCCUCUUACAGACGUUGCCAGUGUUCUUUCAAAUAUGAAUUCUGUCCCAGUUUCCACUCCAAUUAAUGGAACUGUCGCUCCAGUAGCUACUCCUUUGUUGGCUACAGCUGUACCCGCGCCUUUGAGUUGGGGAGGGAUAACUAACCAAGUACCAAUACAAACCCUUCAACAAGUAAUUCCUCAACAAGAACAACAGAUUGGGCAUUUCCAGUCUCCUGCCCAACCUACAACCUUCCAAUCAACCUUUUUUGGUACUCAGUCGAUAGGGCAGUCACAUACCUCUUCUCACAGUCAAAGUAUUGGUCAGCCUCGUAUAACGCCAGGUAUAUUAUCCCAAUUUGGAGGAAGUGGUGGAAGUGGUUCUCAAUAUUCAACAAAAACAUCUCCAAAUUUUUCGUCACAACCAAUUACUCAACAAUCAACUGUUGGGAUGAAGUUUGAGUAUGGAAAUGGCAGUGGUUUUGGGUCGAUGGGUGGUUCGGCUUCUUCGGGUGGUGGAGGAAAUUAUGAAGUUUCUCGCAUUAUCCUCAUUAAAAAUUUGCCAGUCGACUAUACUUGGCAAAUUGUCAGUGAUCGCGUUCAGCAAUUUGGCGAUCUUGAAUCUGUCGAAAUGAUAACACCAGGUGUUGCUAAAGUUCGUUUUGUUCAAUUAAAAGAUGCUGAAAGAGCUAAGGCUGCAUUACAAGGAACAACAGUCGAAGGAAGGAUGAUUAACAUUGAAUAUUUAUGA
Meloidogyne enterolobii is the source of this 1624-nucleotide messenger RNA. The record is from the annotation of a GenBank genome assembly. NCBI's taxonomy places the organism in Eukaryota, Metazoa, Nematoda, Chromadorea, Rhabditida, Meloidogynidae.